Molecule: messenger RNA, 2328 nt
Organism: Episyrphus balteatus (marmalade hoverfly)
Lineage: Eukaryota; Metazoa; Arthropoda; Insecta; Diptera; Syrphidae
Gene: mRRF2
Product: ribosome-releasing factor 2, mitochondrial
Exons: 10
Coding region: 76-2283 (735 amino acids)
Biological process (GO): mitochondrial translation; ribosome disassembly
Cellular component (GO): mitochondrion
Molecular function (GO): GTPase activity; GTP binding; translation elongation factor activity
Source: RefSeq, a predicted model, not a curated record
UUCUUGCGGUAACCAAAUUUGAAUUUUUCAUCAAUUUUUUCUUGUUUUUCUUAUAAUAAUUAAAUAAAUUCAACAAUGCUGAUUCAAACAAAUAUUAUUCGAUGUUUAAAAAAAGUUUGUACAAUCACAAAAAAUCGAUAUUACAGUUCAAAAGUGAUUGACAUACGAAAUAUUGGUAUUUUAGCUCACAUCGAUGCCGGUAAAACAACAACUACCGAACGAAUGUUAUUCUAUUCUGGUAAAACAAGAUCUCUUGGAGAAGUACAUCGUGGAAACACCGUCACCGAUUACUUAACCCAAGAACGAGAUCGAGGAAUAACAAUUUGUAGUUCCGCAGUAACAUUUCAAUGGAAUGAUGCAAAAAUAAACCUCCUUGAUACUCCUGGUCAUAUUGAUUUCACGAUGGAAGUAGAACAAUCAUUAUUUGCUGUAGAUGGGGUAAUAAUUGUUUUAGAUGGAACGGCUGGAGUUGAAGCUCAAACUCUGACUGUUUGGUCACAAGCUGAGAAACAUAAAUUACCAAAAAUGAUUUUCAUUAAUAAAAUGGAUCGUCCUGAUGCUAAUUUUGAUGCUUCUGUAAAAGAUAUUACAUCAAGAUUGGACAUUAGGCCAAUUUGUUUGCAAUAUCCCGAAAAAGAUUCCAAAGCUAAUUUGAGUAUCAUCGAUGUUGUCACUCUUAAUAGAAUAUCAUGGAAUCCAGAGACUUAUGGUCGUACAUUCCGAGUGGAACCUUUAAAAGAUAAAUCGCUAGAUGAAGCGGUAAAUUUUAGAAAUAAUUUAAUAGAUGACCUGUCUGGCAUUGAUGAUGAACUAGCUGAUACUGUGAUAAGUGCUGAGAGCUUUAAUACAGUUUCUAAUGAUUUAAUAUGGUCAGCUGUUCGACGUGCUACUUGCAGUCACAAGGCAGUGCCUGUGUUACUUGGAUCGGCAUAUAAGAACGUUGGUAUACAACCUUUGAUGGAUUCAGUUAUACGGUUUCUUCCAGCACCACAUGAGAGAAAUCAAUUGUAUGAUUGCUUUGGAAACGAUUUUGUUGGCAAAGUGUUCAAAAUAGUUCACGACAAACAACGUGGUCCAUUGACUCUAAUCCGUGUGUUACGUGGUUCUCUGAAAAAAGGAAUGCGUCUCAUUAAUACUAAAUCAUCAACAGAAUCUUUACAAAGAAUCUAUGAACCUUUAGCUGAUGAGUAUCGAGAAAUAAAUGAAGUUCCUUGUGGAGGUGUGGCUGUUUGUAGUGGACUGAAGAAUACAGUUACAGGAGAUUUACUAACAUCCAGUGCUUCCUCAAUAAAACAAGCUCAAAAAAAGCUACAAAAAAUACUUGGCAAAUCUGAUGUGGACGACGAAGAAGACAAUAUGGAAACUAUAAAUGAAGUUCUCUCCUUGGAUCCUCAAAUACCAGAUGCAGUAUAUUUCUGUUCGAUUGAACCACCUAGUAUUGGAUCUCAAACAGCUAUGGAAGCUGCUUUGAAGCAAUUGCAACGAGAAGACCCCAGUUUGAGAGUUAAUUUUGAUGAAACUACUGGACAGACAGUUUUGGGAGGAAUGGGCGAGCUACAUAUGGACAUUGUAAAGUCUCGAAUUCUUACUGAAUAUAAAAUCGAUGUUGACUUGGGUCCACUGCAAAUUGCUUAUAAAGAAACUAUUGAAUCGCCUGCAAUUGAUACUUUCACAUUAGAAAAAGAAAUCGCUGGAUCUAAACAAAGUGUCACAAUUACUUUGGAAUUAGUAAAUGACCAAAAAGAAAUCUUUAACUUGAGUAAAUCACAAGAAAAUAUGGCUAACCUAAACACUUUGCGACCGAAAACUCUGCAAGUUAUCAAAAAAGGCGCUAUAGCUGCUUUGGAGAGGGGACCUCGUGUUGGUGGUCAAGUUGUUGAAACUCAAGUUAGACUUCAUAAUGCAACUAUUGGUCGUGGAACAGCGGAUUCUUUUGUUAUGGCUGCAACUGGACAAUGUGUUCAAAAGAUUCUUAUUAAUUCUGGUACUCGUCUAUUGGAACCAAUAAUGGCGGUACAAAUAAUCGUUCCUUCAGAGAGAGUAUCAACUGUUCUUGCUGACUUAUCACGAAGAAGAGCUAAAAUUAAUGAUGUUCAACCAAAAGGGCAGCAGAAUAAGUUAAUUGAUGUUCAAGCACCAUUAGCAGAAUUAUCCGGAUACACAAGUGUGAUACGAACAAUUACUUCCGGAACUGCCAGCAUGACAAUGCAACCUUGUGGAUAUUCGAAUAUGAAUUCACAGGAUGAAGUUGUAGCUAUACGUAGAGCUCAAGGCUUAGAAUAAUUGUUAAUGUGCUAUAGUGCUAUUUUAAAUAAAAUGUUUAUUAUU